GUAGAUAGUGAAAAAACUGCUUUCUAACGUGUGCUCUCAUAACUUGUGUUAUUUUAAUAGUCAAUAUGAAACUCAUAUCAAACCUUUUUACAUUUUCCAUAUCUUUCUUAUGGAGUGUCAAGUGUGCCUCAUCUGUGUUAUGUUAUGACUGCAAUAGUGCCUUCGAUCCUCGCUGUGGAGAGGGCUUCGAUCAUUUUAGCCUAGGCGUUGUGAAUUGUUCCCUGAAAGAUCCGUUGGAUCACAUAGCGCCUGUCGAGUCCACGUUUUGCAGGAUUAUCAAAAUGGAAAUAUUUGGAAAGCUUCGAGUUGUCCGCAAAUGUGGUUACUUGAAAGACGAGUUCAAAAUGAAUGGCUGCAAGAAACAAACGGGAACUGGAGAAUUGUUUGUAACAUACUGCUCUUGUAAUACAGAUUUGUGUAACAAUGCGCCACGAAGCCAAGAGAUGGCGUUGUUUUCAGCAGUUACCUUAUUCGGUAUUGUAAAUAUUAUUCGAAACUGUAUUUAAAUAUGUUUAGCAAAAAUUAUUUAUUCAAUUACUUAGUAAAUUCAAUGAUAAUAUAAGAAAUAAUUAAUUCGAACAACUGCCGAAUUGAGUAGAUAUUGUAGUAUAUAUAAAAUAGCUAU
Molecule: messenger RNA, 625 nt
Organism: Pieris brassicae (large cabbage white)
Lineage: Eukaryota; Metazoa; Arthropoda; Insecta; Lepidoptera; Pieridae
Exons: 3
Coding region: 66-506 (146 amino acids)
Biological process (GO): regulation of synaptic transmission, cholinergic; sleep; positive regulation of voltage-gated potassium channel activity
Source: RefSeq, a predicted model, not a curated record